Messenger RNA from Scutellospora calospora, 555 nucleotides. Lineage: Eukaryota; Fungi; Glomeromycota; Glomeromycetes; Diversisporales; Gigasporaceae. The record is from the annotation of a GenBank genome assembly.
GAACAUAAAGAAAAAAUAGGAAGAAAUAUAUACACAUAUUAUCAUUGGAAAAAUAAAAAUGAUAUUAGAAAAAAAUAUCAAAGACAACAUCCUUCUUAUUAUAUCAUAAUAGAUAAAGAAAUUGAAAAAUCUAUUUUCAUUCUUGAAAAUAUAAUCAAAGAAAAAUAUUUAACAAUAGAUAUAAAUUCAGAUUGGCAUAAUUGUAAUUGGCAUGCUAAAGAUAAAACAACUUCAAUUGUCAUCGUAGAAGAAUUUGUAAGAAAAGAUUGGGCUUGGAAUUUUUAUACGAUAUACAAUGGCUGGUAUUAUAGAAAAAUAAUAUUUCUUUUUACAAGACAUGAUAUCGAUAAUUGGUAUAAUAUCUUUAAAACAAAAGAAGGUUAUGAUGAAAAAACGUUUAAUGAUAAACUUUGGAGAUUAGAUGAAUCUUAUGUUUAUAAACUUAACAAUAAUAAUAGACAAAAAAUAAUCAAAAAUAUUUAUCAUAAUUACAAAAAUAAUAUAGUUUUGCAAAAUUGUAAAAAUGAGAAUAGAUAUUAUUAUUGUAUCAGAUAA